GAAUAUUUCAAUGUUAUUUUCUCGACUCGAAAGUUACAGAACACGGGCACUGAUUUCAAAAUUUAAAAGAUAUUUUUUCUUUCAUAAAUAAAAAAGUUAAAAUUUUCACUGUUUGGGCCCUACACGAAACAAAAACCAAAAUAUUGAAUAUAUUUGUCCAAGUGAUGAUGAAGAAAGAACUUGAACCUCUCUAAUGAUUUUAAAUCAUAACAAAAAGACAACUCUGUUUUUACACUAUUAUUAACCACUUUCGAGGUUAUUUUUAUUACGACAGUGAAAAAGAUUUUUUAGAGGAGGAAAUAUUGUUGUUAAUAAGGUGUCUUUAUAAAUAAUAAAAUGUCAAAUAGUCAUUUAUUUUUAAAAUCUGGCUUCCCAAGUGCUCCUUUGCAGAAUGGGCUGGGACGUUAUGUGUGUCAACUUCAGAGAGUUACACUUAAGUUUUGUAAAAACAAUGGUUCGAGCAAAGGCAUGCGGGAAUUCAUUGAAAGUAAAUUAAUUGAUUUUGCCAAAGAGAAUCCUGGAAUCGUUGUGUAUGUUAAGCCCAGACGUCACCGUACUCCUGUAUUAGUAGGAGAAUAUCUUAAUGGAGAACGUGAGUGGUUAAACUGUCGAAACUCUUCUAAAGAUGAUAUACUCAAGUGGAUAGAACUUUUGAAAACACAAAAUGGGCCAUCAAGUGCAACGCGUUUACGCAAAAUGUGGCAUACUGAUGUUCCUUCAAUUCAGGGCCCCUGGACGCCAUUUAUGUUGCGUAAUCCUGAAAAUAAUUUAGUAAAUUAUCCUAACUCGGAACUCUCACGUCCUUUGGACAUUCAGCCCUCAGCAACUGAAAAAUUAAUUGAGUUAUUUAAGGAACAACAGAAACUAACCGAUGGCAAAUCUGAAAAUGAAUUUUUGACAUCAAAACGAGCAGAAUAAAUAAUUAAUUGGUGUUUCCAUUAAAUGAUAGAUGUACUCGUUCUUUGAAAUUAAUUAUCUUCAUAAAGAUAUAAAUCAUAUACAUAUCGUCACCUGAAACGCAAACGGCCCUAACUAACCAAAAAUCCAAAAUCGAUUUUAUUGCAGAUUCUAACGUAUAGCAUCAACAAAUGUCCACAAAAUAAAUUAGACUCCUUCGACCAAAAUUAGCGAUUUUAUUGACAAAAAACAAAAGGCCCUAUCUACAAAAACAUUUAAAUAUUAAAAGUAAAAAGUCCAAUUUAUCCAUUUUUAUGUACGCCAAUGUCAACUAUCAUAACAAAUAACACGUUUCACCAUUAAACAAUUUGUCUAUUUUAUAAAAAUAAAUCGCGCUGAUAGAAACAAA
Lucilia sericata (common green bottle fly) is the source of this 1306-nucleotide messenger RNA. It is a transcript of the gene mRpL43, whose product is annotated as 39S ribosomal protein L43, mitochondrial. Lineage: Eukaryota; Metazoa; Arthropoda; Insecta; Diptera; Calliphoridae. Gene Ontology annotation, cellular component: mitochondrial large ribosomal subunit. The transcript is spliced from 4 exons. Gene Ontology annotation, molecular function: structural constituent of ribosome. Bases 337 to 918 code for a protein of 193 amino acids. The record is from RefSeq and is a predicted model, not a curated record. Gene Ontology annotation, biological process: mitochondrial translation.